Molecule: messenger RNA, 4163 nt
Organism: Astrephomene gubernaculifera
Lineage: Eukaryota; Viridiplantae; Chlorophyta; Chlorophyceae; Chlamydomonadales; Astrephomenaceae
Source: the annotation of a GenBank genome assembly
AACUUACUAACAUCGCUGCUUUGCAAUAACUUCUAUCGGAUAAACAUAUUACUAUUAACGAGGAGCUUUGCUAUAGAGUCAAAGUCCUUCCGACGAGUCAAAGUUUGGAGUACUGAGCCUCUGUACGAGACGUCAUAGGGUAACAACAAGCGUGCAAAGGUCGUAAGACUGUAGCUUGCUAGCUUAGUACUGCUGACACGAACAAAUAGGUAAAGCCACAACUUUGUUAGGUUGGAUAGCCCGAACUUGGGGCGCGGCUUGCAGAAAGCCUUCCAUUUAAGCUGCAAUGAGAAAAGCUGCUGGAUACAGCAGCGAGGACAGACAGAAUGGGCCUCCAAUCCCCAACCUUCCGGGCCAUAACGUCCACUUCAUGCUUUCGGCGGCUCGGCCGAAGGGGCAAUCGUUACGAUUCGUUAAUGGGUACGCUGUGGCUGACGACCUCUCCAACGGGAUUAGCGGCGUCUCCCUUCACCCACGGGGAGGAGAGGAGGACAACAUGCCAGCACCGCCGUCAACCCGCACCCGCAUCAUCGGCGGCCGCCUGGUAGUGUCUCCCCAGGCGUCACCACCACCCUACGCCCAGCACGACAACACGCCACCACAGAGAGGGGGGCGAGACUACGAGAGCCCCAACGCCAAGCCUUCCACGUCACCCUACGGGCAGCGUGAACCGAGCCCCAAAAUAACCGCCACCGCGUUUGUACAGCCCCACGACCAGCACGGGGAACAAAACAGCGGCACGCCAACUCGAGGGUCAACAUGGGCCCAAUACAACCGCAAGGUUCUCAUCUUCGGCGGCUACUUCCGAGAGGAGGUCAUCAACAGCCCGCUGGAGUCCUGGCGGGUGCGCCGGGUAGCCAUCAGGUACCACCUUGAAAACGACCAGGUGGAGAUCUUGGAGGCGCGCGAGGAGAACAGCGGCUUGGCGCAGGCUCUCUGCUGCCGUGCUCCGCAGGGCAUCUUCCUGAAGCGCAUCAACGCCGUGAAGGAAGACGGCUCGCCGCUGCGCUGGUCCGACCUGCGGGUGGGCAGCGAGUUGCGGUUGUACGGCAGGACGUACACCCUGGUCGCGGCCGACGUGGCCACACGCGCCUUUUACGCGGAGCGGGGCCAGGAGCAGUCCGAGGACGUGGCCUACCCGGAGGGGCCCUUCGACAAGCGCCGCAAGCAGGCGGUGGAGGCCUCCAAAACCCGCCAGCCGGUGCAGCCCUUCAAGGGCCCGCCCCUGCCGCGUGAUCCGCGUGACCUGGAGAAGCCGCGCAUUGACCCUCGCGGCCCGCGCGCGCUGUUCGACCUGUACCGCCUGAAGCGGCCGGCUGAGGUGGAGGCGCGAGACAACGCCAUCCUACGUUUCCUGUGCGCCUGGGACAACACGUCAGCCCUGUUCGGCGACAUGCAGGCCUUCUCACUGCACUACCAUGUGGUGGAUGGCACGAUAGAGGUGCGGGAGGUGCAGCGGCGCAACAGCGGCCGCGACCCCUUCCCGCUGCUGCUGCGAAAGUGCCGCCUGCCCAAGACGAUACCGCCCGUCCACGGCCGGCCCAUGUCUCCCGGCACUCGCCGCAUGCUGGCGCUCGAGUACUACGACUGGCGCGACCUGAAGCUGGGCGCCUCGGUCAAUGUGUACGGCAGGUCGCUGCUGCUGUACGACUGCGACGAGGCGACCCGCACCUGGCUGCGACAGAACGUGCCGGGCAUCACGGAAGACGCGCUCACGCCCAGACAUGUGGAGUUCGAGCCGGAGCCCAUCAAGCGGCCGCAGAUGCCCAUCCCGCCGCACACCGGCAUCGGCAGCGAGGAGGACACCCUGCAGAACGUGCUGCGUCUGGUGCCCCGGCCGCCGCCGCGGCCCUACGCGGACUAUCUGGACAAGGGCGACCAGGUGCUGCGUUUCGAAGCGGCAUUUGCACCGUUGGAGCCGGGCAAGCCGCUUGCGGGGCCGCAUGACGAGGAGCGGCGCUUCAUCCUGUCCUUCCACCUGCUGGACGGCUGCAUCUCCAUUUUCGAGCCGCGCCGCAACAACAGCGGCAUGCCGCAGGGGGCGUUCCUGGAGCGCACGCGCGUGAGGAACCCCGCCACCGGGCAGAACUACACGGAGACGGACCUGCAGGUGGGAGCUGUGCUGGAGGUGUUCGGCCGGGGCUUCGUGCUGCUGGACGCGGACGCCUACACGUGCGCCUACAUGGAGCGCGAGAAGAACCGCUUCCCGUGGGCGGACUACGAACAUGUUCUGUCCAAGCUCUCCUCCUGGUUGUCGAUGUACCCCGAGGAGCUGCCGGACCGCCUGCGCACGGACCUGUUGGCGGAGGACAUGCAGGGCUGCGGCUACCUCACAAAGUACCAGCUGCAUGCUGUGUUGUCCGCGCUGGGUUCCGACCUGAGCCCGCACGACGUGCUCACGCUGGUCCGCGCGCUGGGAGCCGACCGACAGGGGCUGCUCAUCGAGCAGCUGCUGGUGGCACUGGGUCUGGCGCCGCCGCCGGAGGAGCCGGACGAGCCCGAGAUUGUGGAGGAGCCGCCGCAGCCCGCAUCCAUGCACCCGCCCGUGCCCUUCCCCGCGCCCGGGCUGCAGCAGCAGCAACAGCAACAACAACAGCAGCAGCAGCAGAACCCCGGGGUCUACCGACCGCGGGUGUCGGCGGCCUGGGCGCCGCAUCCCUCCACGUCCAACAACAACCCGGGCAACUCGCCGUUGACAAGCCGCGGCGGGUACGGACCGCCCCCGCCGGCGCCUGUGGCGGGCGCUUCGGGUUCCAUGUCGGCUCGGACGACGUACUCUCCGGCCGGGGUCGGGAGUCGUGGAGGCUACGGAGCAUCGCCCUCACUUGGCGGUGUCUCGGGUCACCGCAUCCAAUCCGCGUCGCCCAUCCGAGUACAAUCCGCGUCCCCCAUUCGCGUGCAGUCCGCAUCGCCCGUCCGUGUGCAGUCUGCCUCGCCGGUGCAGCUUAGAGUGGACGGGCAGCAGCAGAUACCCUCGCAGCGGCAGCAGCAGAACUGGGCUCAGCCCCGGGAGUCGCCGGAGAAGGCGGCAUGGGGCAACCUCCCAGCGAAGCAGCAGAGCGAGGGUGGAGUCGCGCGCCCCUCGGCGCUUCCCACCGGCGUGCAGCAGCCGCACUCGUUGUGGCAGACAACCAACAUGGCGAUCGGAGGUGUGGGUCAUACCAACUCCUACCGCAUGCGGCCUCAAUCGGGCCGUUGAGGCAUGGACACGGUGUGGGUGCUGCGGCUUGGUUUUUAAGGUUGCGCUUCCUGGCUUGCUAGGGAAGCAAUGUAUCUCUGUUCUGCGCGCGGCACAGCACAACUGCUUGUGCGAUGUGCAGAGGGGUUAGGGGGGAGGUGUAGCGCGAAAGAGCAAUGGCGGACACACCCGGCAGACAUGUGCACUCUGACCCUGGGCAGCAAUCUCAGGUAGACAGGGGGAGAUACGGGAGGAGGGAGGGGGGCUGUGUUGGGUUCGGAUGUGAUCAUCAAAGGUAGAUUGGGCUCGUGUGUUAUUGGGUUGGAUUGGGUUGGGUUGCUAGGCCAAGCGCUUGUGCAUUGUGAGGAGGGUGGGGGGGGGGUUGAGCAUAGCAAUCUCUCGGUACAGUGGUGUCGCCUGGUAAGGGCCAUUCAUGUCAGCCCAUGGUGCUCUAGGAAGGAUCCGUGAACACGAUUAAGAUAUAUAUACUUGGUGUGCUGAGAAAGGGGCUUGUGAGGGGGCUGUGUAGCAACUGAGUCGGCGACAGAAUCUGCGUCAAGGCGGCCGAAGCAUUGAGGACUGUCAAGACCGCACUUCCGUCCAAAAGACCUAGCUGGGAGGUAGAAGUGGGUGAGCGGCCACAGCCGCAGGAAACAACACCUCCCGAGAUCCGGCUGGUCUUUGCAUAAGGAAAAUCACCCAAGUCUUCUGGUGGUGUUCCUUCCAUGGACAAUGUUUGCAACCCUGAUCGUGUUCUAUUGUAGGUGCCCUAUGAGGGUGGGGGCACCGAGACAUCGCUUCGCUUGUACCUGCCCCGUCGGGUAUCCGUGUGUUGUGUUGUAUGUUGUCGAGUUGACCGCGCUGCGCGCUGCAACUGGCGGUGGGAUGAGGACCCCUGGCCGCCGCCCUUGGCUUCAUUAUGGCUUCCUAUCUAGGUCGAAUAUACCUGACAUGCCGUAAACGCAAUACCGUACAUGUAACUAUA